AUGAUAAAAGGACUUAUUUUUUAUUUGUUUAUAUGCUUUUUUGUAUUUUUCGUACACGCUGUUUCAUCACAGGAACAGCCAAACCAUACAGACAUAUAUACCAAUGAAGAUUAUAAACUAUUAGAAGAACUAGAAAAAUAUCUUGAUAAUUUAAAAAAUACAUUUACACACAAGUUUCUUGAGAACUUUAAAGGUGAUAUCGAAUUAUUAAAAAAAAACAUUCAAAACUUUGAAAAAAAUAAUUAUAAUAAUGUAACAGGUCAAAAUGUGGACGAUUAUGAUAAAAAUGGUGAUAAUAAUAAUCAUAAUGAUCUUGAACAAAAUCAAUUAUUACAAAGUAAUAUUAAAUCAUUUUUUGGACAAAGUAGAACAACCAAUACAGUUGAUGUUUCAGCAAGUAAAGUUACUCAAAAAAGUGAUGAAACCAAAGCUGAUGAAAAAGCUGAACAGAAUGCUGAAGCUAACGCAUCUUCAUCCGCUUCAUCAGAAGAACAAAGUUCAUCAUUACAAAAUACAAAUGACCAAUCAUUUGGUAACACAAAUAAUCCAAAAAUGGAUAGAAAAAAUGCCGAUGAACAAAAAAGAGAUGCAGGUUUAUCUAAUUUAAAAAAUAUAGAUAAACUUUGCGAUGAACUCCUAAUCUAUUUAUAUAAAAAAAAUGAAGUAAAUACCAAUAAUUAUCUUAGAAAAUAUGAUGAAUUUAAAAAUAAAUUUGAUCAAUUUUUAUUGAAUGUUAAUAAAUAUGAAUUACUUAAGAAACUCAUUCUUAAUUUUUUUAAAGAUAAUCUAAAAGAUCAUAGAGCACAAUACAAAUUCUACAUUGCAUUAAUGAAGGCUUUAGAAAAUGAAAAAUUUUCUCAAGAAUUUAAAAAGGUAAUGUAUGGUUUAUAUAGUUAA
Molecule: messenger RNA, 897 nt
Organism: Plasmodium falciparum 3D7
Lineage: Eukaryota; Apicomplexa; Aconoidasida; Haemosporida; Plasmodiidae
Gene: MSRP3
Product: MSP7-like protein
Source: RefSeq, a predicted model, not a curated record